Diospyros lotus (date-plum) is the source of this 2011-nucleotide messenger RNA. Its product is annotated as heavy metal-associated isoprenylated plant protein 3-like. The record is from RefSeq and is a predicted model, not a curated record. NCBI's taxonomy places the organism in Eukaryota, Viridiplantae, Streptophyta, Magnoliopsida, Ericales, Ebenaceae. Bases 157 to 1425 code for a protein of 422 amino acids. Gene Ontology annotation, molecular function: metal ion binding. The transcript has 7 exons.
GAAGCUUCCCGGAUAUAUACCGCGUUCUCGCCGUGGUCUUUGAAUUGAAUAAAUAUUUGACGAGACUACGUUAAGCGGCAUUCCAUCAAUUUGCGAUACGAGUAGGAUUUCAUCUGAUCGAUCGAAAGGAGAGGAGAGUACUGGUUGUUGAUCACCAUGGGUCAUAAGAGCAGCGAGGCCGGAAGCGACAGCGAGGACAGCGAACGGCGGAUGCAAGUGAAAAAUUGGAGGAAGAAGAAGAGUAGCAGCAAAAUUAGUCCAAAAGGCGAGCUUCGAAAGAAGAACAACGACAGAAUUAGCUCCGGCGGAGGCGGAUUGGAGAAGGACGGUUGCCAAAACAAGAACUAUAACAAAACCAUACCCGAAGAAGGUGAAUUGGAAAAGGACGAUGGUGAACAAAACACUGUUGUGGUAUUGAAGCUCGGGCUGAAUUCGCAGAGAUAUGCUACUGAUAUUAAGGAGUGGAUUCAAAGCUUUGGAGGCAUUGAGUCCGUCGACGGUGACUCGAACGAACUGACAGUCACCGGGGAAGUGGACGAAGAGACGCUGCGAGAGCUGGUUGGGCAGAUGGUUUCGAAGAAGGCGCAAUCCAAUACCCCCCCGCCGUCCAAAAUCAGAAACAACAGUUACGUGGAAGGAGUCCGAAACGCAGAGAAGGCGACCGUUGAAAAGCUUCCGAAGAAUCCGAAUCAGACCAAUUUGAAUGAGUCUCCGGUGCGUACGGCGGUGAUGAUGGUGGAUCUGCAUUGUCAAGGCUGCAUCGACAAGAUCUGCAAGGUCAUCAAGAAGACCAGAGGAUACCACGGUAUGUCCAUUGACAGGCAGAAGAAUGCGGUGACAGUGAAAGGGACGAUGGACAUGACGGCUCUGGCUAAAAGACUGUCCAAGAAGCUCAAUAAAAGACCCGUGUCGAUUGCCCCGCCGGACGACCACGGCGGGUUGCAGGCCGAUGCCGAUUCUCCCUCGCCGGCAAAAGACAUGAUCGGGGCAGCGUCGAAGCCGGGGAAAGGAGUUGAACCACAGAAAGACUUGGAUGGAAACAAGUCAAACAAACCACCAGUGACGACUACGGUGCUGAAGGUAGAUGUGCCCUGCUACUGCGAUGGACAUUCCGACGGCAUUCGCGGCGUCGUCGCCAACACUAAAGGAUUUCAUUCUUGUGAGGUGUCCAUUGAUGAUAUGGGGAAGAUCGUGGUCAGGGUGACGGGAAGCGUCGACGUCAAUGAUCUGAAGGAGAAAUUGGAGAAGAAGCUCAAGAAGCCGGUGGAAAUAACCCAGCCCCCACCAAUAUUCAACGAUAUAGACGACGGUGGUGAUAUGGGCAAGAGCGUCGGCGAUGGUGGUGAAACCUACACCCAGGACGCGCCAACUUGGCAUCUGGACCCUCAUAUGUAUGGUUACUACCGGGCUUACCAUUUCCCGUAAGAGGUGGUGUUGUGGAGAACAGCAUGGAAAGUGGAGUCCUCGCCGGAGAAGCCGAGUCUUUCCGAUUGGGUGACUACUCUGGCUCAGUUGGGUUGAUUUUUUUUUUUUAUACAUUUAUUUGCUUAGGGUGAGGGCCUUUAUUUAUUUUUAUUGAUGACCCACUGUUUUUCUUCUUGGCGAGGGCCAUUUUUACGUCACAUUAUUAUUUAUUUUUGGUAGUUUGAGCCACACACACACACACACACAUAUAUAUAUAUAGGUUGUUUUCUUUUUUUUUAAGCAACUAGAUCUUCAGCCGAGAUGAAAAAUUUCUUAUUGAAUCGGUUUAUGGAUUUUGAGCUUUUAAACGGAAUGAAUGGAGUGGAGGGGUUUGUUUGAAGAAACCAAAAUUAUAGGGACUUAAUACUACCGAAAGUAAAAAUCAUAUCGAAAUGUUUGUAAAAUUUGUAUGUAUAAGAAAGAGGGGCUCCUAUUCCUUCCUUUGUAAAGGUGCAGCUUACACGAGUAUUCAUGCAAGUUGUCUCUAUUUGGAAAAAAAAUUUAGAGCGAGGAGAGACCAGCAGUUUACAGAAUGAAGAUUAAAAAA